UUGAACAAAUGGUUGCACCGAGUCAAGAAAAUGCUUCCGGAUUCAUAAUACAAGGUUUCUCUGAAACUCCAGAGCUUCAAAUUUCUCUUUUUGUGCUAUUCCUUGUAAUCUAUCUCAUCAUUCUUCUGGGAAAUCUCAUCAUAUUCUUAGUCAUUUCAUACAGUCCUCACUUACACACCCCCAUGUACUUAUUCUUGCAGAACCUUUCAAUCAUAGACAUUUCGUUCACCACAAAUAUUUUACCUAAUUUGCUACAUAUUCUUCUCACACAACAAAAUAACAUUUCAUUCUUGGGGUGUAUGACUCAAAUGUAUGUUUUUGUGGCCUUGGCUGCCAGUGAAUAUUUUCUCCUGACGGCCAUGGCUUAUGAUCGUUAUGUUGCCAUCUGUGAUCCCCUUCAUUACAUUUCCCGAAUGAGUAUGAAAUAUUGUGCUUGGCUUAUAACUGCAGCAUACGCUGUUGGUUUUGUUGACACUGUUGGCCAUCUUGUCCUUAUAUCCAAACUGUCAUAUUGUGCUUCCCAUAUUGUUAACCAUUUUUUCUGUGAUAUGGCACCAUUGCUAAAACUUUCCUGCAGCAGCACUUUUAGUGUGGAACUUUUAUUUUACAUUGAAGGGACAUUGAUUUUUUUUAAUUGCUUCCUCCUUACACUGACCUCAUACAUAUUUAUCAUCUCUGCUAUCCUGAAAAUACAAUCCUCAGAGGGGCAACAAAAAGCCUUUUCUACCUGUGCUUCUCACUUGACCUGUGUGAUGACCCUUUAUGGGACAGUAUUUUGCUUGUAUAUGAGGCCCCAAAAAAGUUAUUCCCUUAAAAGUGACAAGUUUUUUUCACUGUUGUACAUUGUCCUUGGUCCUAUACUAAAUCCUCUUAUUUACACAAUGAAAAAUAAAGAAUUUAAAGCUUCCCUUAAUAAUGUGAGGCAAAGAUGUUAUCUUUUCUUAAAUUUUAGAUGA
Messenger RNA from Xenopus laevis (African clawed frog), 956 nucleotides. RefSeq names its product olfactory receptor 8H1. The transcript has a single exon. Bases 9 to 956 code for a protein of 315 amino acids. Lineage: Eukaryota; Metazoa; Chordata; Amphibia; Anura; Pipidae. The record is from RefSeq and is a predicted model, not a curated record.